Seriola dumerili (greater amberjack) is the source of this 726-nucleotide messenger RNA. RefSeq names its product V-set and immunoglobulin domain-containing protein 1-like. NCBI's taxonomy places the organism in Eukaryota, Metazoa, Chordata, Actinopteri, Carangiformes, Carangidae. Gene Ontology annotation, cellular component: plasma membrane. Gene Ontology annotation, biological process: epithelial cell morphogenesis; maintenance of gastrointestinal epithelium. The record is from RefSeq and is a predicted model, not a curated record. The transcript is spliced from 6 exons. The coding region runs from base 1 to 726 and encodes 241 amino acids.
AUGGGUGUAUUACUUUCAGUCAGGAAAGGAUGUGAUUCGAAGCCUUACGAGGGCAGGAUUCAGCCGCCCUCUUCUCCGGGCUCCACCAGAAACGCUUCAAUAAUCAUAAGCAACAUGCAGCCAUCAGACGCCGGAGUCUACUCGUGUGAGGUUCACAACUUUCCUGAUGUGGACGGACAGUCUCAGGUCAACAUCAUUGUGAAUGUUCUUGGUAAGCCGUCCUAUCCUUACUGCGCCGUCCACGGUGACAUUGAAUCGGGUCACCUGGUCACUCUGACCUGCCACAGUGAACAUGGAAGCCCGAAACCUAUGUACACCUGGACCCGACUGGACCAGACUAAGACCAGGAGGCCGGUACUGGGAAGAACAACCAAAACUGGAAUACUGGAAAUCAGAAACAUUUCCCAGUUUGAGUUUGGGGAAUACCAGUGCAAUGCUACCAAUGUGGUGGGCUUUUCAAUUUGCAGUGUUGAUCUGAGUCCUGAGGUGGGAGACGGAGUGAUUGCUGGAGCAGUGAUCGGCGCUCUGCUCGGGUGUGUCCUCAUCAUCCUGGUGGUGUGGUUCAUCGCUCACACCAUGAAGAGGCACAAAUACAGAGCGGUGAAAGCAUCAGAGGGCAACGAGAUGAGGAGGAGCUCUCCCCCGGCCCAGAGAGCAGCAGACAGCGUUCCUGUGGCAACCGCAGCCAGCAAUGUCCAUGCUGAGGCAGAUGAGCCACAAGCCUAA